Molecule: messenger RNA, 6966 nt
Organism: Python bivittatus (Burmese python)
Lineage: Eukaryota; Metazoa; Chordata; Lepidosauria; Squamata; Pythonidae
Source: RefSeq, a predicted model, not a curated record
CCAUGAUGCUUCAGUCAAAAGAUAAUAAAGAGGAAGCAGCCAUGAGAUCGUUGGUCUUCACUUAAAGAUGCAAGCCAGAAUGGCUGCUGUAGAAGCUGCAGGCAUCGGUGAGAAUACCGGGGCCAAGUCCUUGUUGGUCAAAGAUGGAAAUCAGGAGCCACAGGAGGAAAAUGGGGCAGUCAACCACCUCUCCGAACACAGCGAUGCUUCCUUUGCUGGGGCAGAGCUGAAUCGGCAACAGGCGCCUGCCAGCAAGCUGAAGAAGACAGCCUUUAAGUUCUUUGGUGGGAAGAGAAGCAUCUGCACCCUGCCAAGUUUUUUUGGGGGGAAGAAUAAAAGCCAAGCAAAGGGAGCUUCCAAAAAGGGCCUGAGCAAGAGCAAGACCCAUGAUGGCAUCAGUGACGUGGGGCAUGAAGAUGCCAAUUCUAGAUGUCUCAGGAGUCCCUCCGAUGCAGGAACAGACUUCCCUCCUCCCCAGCUGCCAAGUUCUCAAAGUGCUCUUUUGGGAGCCAAUCUCAGAGUUGGCUUUGCCCAGCCAUCAAACUCUCUGUCCAGCAGUUCUGAAGGCUUUGAAAAGAAGCCUACGGGAGAAAAGUCCUUGUUCCUACCAAGAUCUAAAAAGGGGCUGAAAGGGCUCUUUAAUAGUAUUCGACGUCAUCGGAAGAACAAAGUUGCCGAGCCUGAGAAGACAGAGCUGCAAGAAUGGGCUCCCAGGGAUUCUGGGACCGAAGAACAGCCACAUGGAAAUGAGCUGGUUGGGAGUAUUAAAAGUGAGGCUCUGUCCCCAGAAUGUGGGGAGAACUUCUCUGGUGAUGCGGUGCCUCAAAUAGCAGCCAAUCAUACUGAGUCAGAAGAGAUGGAUUGCAUGGCAUCGAGCCCAGCUAGGUCUGUUGGCGAGGCAGCUAAAGGAUCAGCAUGCUCUGAAGGAUCUCGAGAUGGGCAGCUGAACAUGGAUAAUGUCUGUGCGAACUCUGCCUACAGUGACCUCCCUAAUGCUUUUGAACCAGAGUUUCUGGACAAGACCCCUCCUUGCAUACCAUCCAGGGAACAACUUAGCUUGAUGUUUGGGGAUGUUACUUCCCUUAAAAGCUUUGACUCUUUCACUGGCUGUGGAGAUAUCAUUGCAGAACCAGAUAUCGAUAGCAUCACGGAAAGCUCAACGUCCGUGGAACGCAGCAGAGACACUGCCAAGAGGAGCUCUUGUCUGGUUACUUACCAAGGUGGAGGGGAGGAAAUGGCCCUGCCGGGUGAUUUAGAAGAAUAUCUCCAACAGAUGUGGGAAGGUGCCAUCAAAGCAGAUGCUGUCUCUGAAACACAUCUGCCAGAGCUCAUCACAAAAUGUGAGCUUCAGGAGGUGAAUGGGGUCAAGCAGGAAGCUCAUCUCUACACUGAAGGAACAAGGAAUGAUGUAGAACUCCUCACACCACAUAGCGAUCAACAAGAAUCUGCUCCCAAUAGUGAUGAGGGCUACUAUGAUUCUACCACCCCAGGUCCUGAUGAUGAAGCUGGAGAUGGUUUAGAUGAAAUCAAAAAAGACCACCUUCCAAGGGACAGCUACAGUGGGGAUGCGCUUUAUGAAUUCUAUGAACCUGAUGAUGCACUGAUGAGCCCGUCUCAUGGGGAUGGAUCCUGGUUUGAUAGGAAAGUGUCUCCUUUGGAGAUAUUUGACCAGUUCCUGGACUUUGCUCUCCCUGAUGAGAAGGACUUGAUCUGGCUGAUGGAUCAGAAAAGUGAAGUGAUGGAAACAGAAGAGCAGAGGCUGGCAACCCUCCAGAAACAGCUGCUUUUUUGGGAGAUGCAGAGAGAGCCGGCCUUGAAGCAUCUUGAUAUGCUUAGCAGAAACCAACAUCUGAGACCAGUGCAGCUGUCUGAAUGUAAAAUGCAAACAACCAACUUAGUUGGGAAGGGCUCAAGUUGCCUUGAUUGUGAGCAAAUGAAUUUUGGUGCUUUGAACAACAGUCUCAGGGCUGGAAGGAAACUAACAGCAAAGCAAGACUGGAAUGAUUUCCACAAAGUGCUCUGUCCAGAAAAGCAUCAUAAUAGCAGCAGCACCACUAAAGCACACAGUAGUUGCCUUAUUGAGCCUUUGGGGAAUGGCCCAGGGUUGGACUCCAGUGCUGAACAUUCGGUGCUUGAUUCCUGUGCUUUGAGUAGUUUGGCUCCGGGGAAAUCCGUGACCUUCCCUUUGUGCAGAGCACAUGGCUACCACAGUUGCUCCCCAAGGAAGCAGCCCCAGGGCGUCAGAGCUGACUUUCAGCAGCCCUGCCAGGAGCAGAAAGAGGAACCAGAGCAGGCUGUCAGCUUCUCCCAAGCCUUGGUGGAAUUCACCAGCAGUGGGACACUUUUCUCCAGCCUGUCUGAAAGCCUUGGCAGCUCUGAUUCAGGCUCGGCAUUCACGCAGAACCUUCCUGCCCUCCCAACGAUGGUGACUUUUGACAUUGUCGAUGUGGAACAGGAAGGGGAAGGGGAAUGUGAGGAGCAUCUAGAGAUGAACACAGACGAGGACAUGACCACGUCCUUUGAGGCUUUCAGGGACUCUUAUGACCCCAAAGCAUCCUUUGCUGAAUGUGAUGAGCGAAUGUUUCCCGAGUAUCCCCAGAUCUCUUUCCAAAGUGGUCACUGGGGAGCCGCCAGCCUUCCUCGGUGUAUUCGACUUCAGGAGCUGAGUCCACCUCUGCUGGAGCCUCUGUCCAUCUGCAGGAGAAGCCGAUCGCUUGAUACCGAGAGUCUGGAGUUUGAGCUGGCAAGUUUGCAGCUAUCCAAGGACAGUUUUAGGCCGUUUGAGCUCUGGAGUGGUUUCAAAAAGGAUCCUGGUUCUCCUGGGUUGGACAGUGGCCGGGGAGGUGUGCCACACUCUCCAGGAGAAAGAGAAGGAGGAGUCAGUGGCCUCUCGUGGCUAGGACUACUGAAUGUACCAUAUGGCGGGGAGGCGUUUUCCUUGCAAGACACAGACACAGGGGAGGCUGAUCUGAAUACGCCUCCCUUUCGAAACCCUUGGGGAGCAUUGGAGCACUCUGAUACGGCUCCUCCUCUUGCCUUCCCGGGGCAGAAUUCCACCAAGGAACCAGCUGGACAACCUCCUGCAGAUGGAAGUAACCAUCCAGUCCUUCCAGCGUUGAGACCAAUAACCAGGCCCUCCACUCUGUUUCUGCAAGCCCCUGUUGUGUCGCAAGAAGGCUGUGCUCCUCACAGGCCUGGUGGGGACAAUCUGGCUAAAAAACAUGCUUGGGCCCUCCCUUUGGGAGAGACAGGACUAGAUUUGCCUCUGACCUUUGAUUUCCCUUGCUCCCCUGACAAGCCGGCAGUGUGUAAGCCUGUGGAUGUGACUCAGGGAACAUCUCAGCUUCACACCAAGCAAUGCUGAGACCAUCUUUAAGGGCAGGGCUGAGCACUGGGGGAGCUCUGGACCCAGAGCCUUUGGAAAGCACUUCCUGCCAGCUAGUCAAAGUCCAUGAACUUAACUAGCCAAGCAGCUUCUGUGAAUAGGGCUCAAGCUAAAUUGGAGUGGGCUUUGGUUCCAGUGGGCUGUGAGGAUACAGAAAAUACUGCAGACUGUUGACUUUGAUUUGAAGCUAGGAGGACUGGAUGAAAUGAUGCUGCUGAUGUUUCUCCUUAAACAGACUUGCUCGUGGGUAGAGGGAACUUCUCUUGGUCCCCAAAAUGAUAUGGAGAGAACAGGAACAGUCUCAAGUUGAGAUUGGAGUAAAGUCCUGGAUCAUGUCCAGCUGGACCAUCAUGGGAAAAGGGGCAGAGAUAAUUUCCAAAAGCCAACUAGGUGGCCAAAGUAAGAAGGGCUGGCUAUUUGGGCAGAAAAUCCAGAUCCUGUGUCCCACCUGUGCACACACACAGGACAGAAAAUGUGGGGCAGGAGCUCCCAGGUCAGUCUCUUUGCCAAGGACAGGAGUUCAAGACUGCCCGGUGGGGAUAUUUGCUGACGUUUGUGCAGGAGAACUUCCAGGGAGAGUCUGCCCCAGCAGUCCAUGCUGCACCUCCCUGACAGUGUUCAGGAUUCACUACCUGAGGCAAACCUUGAAAGUCCUGCCUGGUUAUAAGGUUGGUGCUAAUACUUUGGAAUCCUGUGUGCACACGGGCCAAUGAAACAUUUCGGGGAAGCCUGCAGGCAGAGCAAGAGAGGGUCCAGCUUCUUCUUCAUGGUGACAAAUAAGUCAACAAGCUACCUGUGAUACCGCCCAGUUCCGCUUUUGGCUGCUGGAAAGCCCUUCCACCCUCGCCACUGAAAUGUGGUGGUGAAAUUUUACUUUCAAAGAAACGGGAAUGGAAAGCAAUAGGCUUGGGGUAUAUAAUUUAAUUGCUCCCUCCAAUUAGGAGCCAAAACAUUUGACGCUGCCUUUUUCUGGAGGCACGCUGUAAAAGAAGAAAAUAACAGGGUCCUUGGCCAUCUGAAAGCUCCUCCCAUUUGCGGUAAAUCAAGGAUUUCUCACUUAGGAGUAGCUGUCCCCAAAGAGAGAGAAGGCGAAGUCUGGUAAUAGGAUAGGGACCCUCCAGAGGCACCAAGUUCCUGGUUCUUCUGACUGGUCUUCUCUGCUGUGACAGCUGUCCUGGGAUUCAGUUGCAAGCUUUGAAGGCCCUCGCCUGCAAGGCCUAGGUGUAGAAGCAGAAUACUGAGCUGAACUGAAGCAAGAACAUUUUUUUAAAAAAAAAAUUAACUUUCAGCUUCUUCCUGUUGAUACAGCCUAAAACAGUUUCUCAAGCUCAGCAACAUUAAGGUGUGUGGACUUCAGCUCCCAGAAUUCCCCAGCCAGCAUGUCCACACAUCUUAAAGUUGCUGAGCUUGAAAAAUACUGGCCUAGAAUAGUGGUUCUCAACCUGGCCUCCAGGUGGCCUGGGGAGAUGGGAGUUGCAGUGCCGCAUAGCUUCUACAGGUGGCAGCGUCUCGCUGGAACCAGCGUAGGGUCAGAAGCUAAGUAGGAUCAGGGCUGGUUAGUAUUUGGAUGGAGGACUUCUAGAGAAUCCCUGGGCUGAGUGGGGAGCUGGAAAAACAUCCUGAAAAAGGGCAGUGGUUUUGCGUUGCUGCCAAGACAACCACAUGGAUGUUGGGGUCCAUGAAAUCACCAGAAUUGAAAGGAGAUUGACUUCUAUUCUCAUCCAAGCAGAGUUUGGGAACUUUUGAUGUAGCUGGACUGCUUUCCAAGGCAGGGGUGUGUAAGGGUUUGGGGUUUUUUUGGACCAUUAAUUCUAAUCAUUUGUUUAAAAUUCCUACCCAUUUUGUUUCAGCCCAGGAUCUUUCCCUCCCAUGCAGCAAAAUCAAGAGAUAAAACCCUGAGGUGAAAUUGCCCCAUUGUGUCAUAAUCAAUGGGACUUAUUGGCUAAGACAUUGGACCAGACUGGGGUGACCCACAGUUCCAAGCCAUGGAACCCCACUGGAUGGGCUUGGGCCAGCCCCUCACUCUUGGCUCAACCUACUUCACAGGGUGGGUGUUGUGGGGAAAAAUGGAGGAGGGAAAGGUUGAACUCCUGCAAAUUAUAAGUCUGUUGAAUAAAAAUGAAAUAAGGGACAGGCUUUCACAUGUUUUGUGAAAACAAGCAAAUUGGGCAGAAAGAUUCUAACUCAGUCUUCUCCCUGCUGUGCUAUUUGGGGAGGGGGGGGAGUGGGCUUAUAAAUAUGUCAAUUGUGUCAUGGAGCAUUCAAGACCCUACCUUCCCAUCUCCAAACUUGGGGGAUAUGUUUUCCAUCUGAUCUCCACUUUCUCAGAUUCUGCCCCUUCUUCUGCUCUUAGGUUUUGCUGGUUGCCAUCUCCUUCAAAGGGGGGAUUCUGCUUAGGGUUCCAACUUGGGGUGAGAAUGGAAAGAUUUGCUUCAGAAUAUCUGAGACCUACCUCCAAACAUUUGGUGGGACAUCUGGCAGAGUGAAACAGAGCCCAUUGGUGGCACGUUUGUCAACUCCACUCAUGUUAAAAUAUCUAAGCCAGCUUUCCUUCUGAAUGGCAUGUCUUGAUAUAUUGGGCAAUAUCUCCUGUUGCUUUUAGCCAGCAUGACCAGUGGCCGAUGUUUAGAUCCUAUAUCCCUGACUGCAAGUCAGGAUGAGUCCAAGCCAAAUACAGCUAACUGGCCAUGGUGUGGUAGGCCAUCAAUGCUUGAAAAGCCUCCAAAUGUUGCCUACUUGGGACUUCUGAAAUGGGGUGCGGUGGGGUUGGGAGGCAUGAUCUAUGCCACGUAGUGGGGUUGAAGGGACCUCUGUUUUCAAUUGCUGCAAACUAUUAUGCUGCCUAUAUUAUGGGUAAAGUUCACCGUAAUGUAUGUUGUCCAUGGCUUUCAGGUGUGUUGGGUUUGGAGUGGCAAGUGUGUGUAGUUCUUUCUUCCUUUUGAGCAUAUCACCAAAGACAUCUUGUGGAGUUUGUUAAAUGGCGUAAACACUCCCUCUUUUUCAUUUCUUGGUUUGGCGGGGGUUGGGGAAAGGGGUAUAUCAUAAGUGUUCAAACAAACUAAUAAGAAUGUUUGUCUACAGAAAUGUAUUUGUUAGCCUUUUGGUUGUGCAUAUUUAUAGAAAUGCUUUUUUUCCCCCCAAAGAAAACCAUUUUAUAAUAUACUAGUGCGCUCAAUACUUUGGCUUUGCAUAAGAGAUUUGACCUCUUUCCAAAGGGUUUUUGGAUUUUUGUGUCGUGUGCUGUUUGGGAAAAAAAAGGGUGCAGUGUCGCAGGGAAAUGUUGGCAGAAUUGUGAGGAUGGGGAACCACGAAAGGCUGAGCAGUAGAGCUGGAACGGAUCGUCCCGUGUUUUCUCUUCUUCUGUAGUCUUGGUGAUUGGACCGUUUUGACCUGAUAACUUUCAUGGCUCAAGAAAUAGAGUGGAUUGUGAUAGCAGUGUUGCGUAGCACCAUAUGUUGUGCAGAAGGAGAUAAUGUUCUGACUACUAGUGGGGAACACUCACCGCACUGUUAGCCCUUCGAGGUAGUCUGGCCAAGAAGCACACCCAGGAGUACUAGUUCUACCUUUAUGAUAAGGUUACA